CGGAAACGACUGGUUCCUACAAAAUAGUAAUGAUAUUAAACUAACCAUGAAGAAAAAUAUUAUCAAUACACAGCAUUCUUUCAUAAACAUUCCCAAUGUGAUUGUCCCAGAUAUGGAAAAGAAAAUAAGAAGGAUGGAAAAUGGAGCAUGCAGCUCCUUUUCUGACGAUGAAGACAGUGCCUCUAUAUUUGAAGACUCCGAGAGUGAAAACCCCUGUGCAAGGGAUUCCUUCAGAAAUAGUUCACGCAGGAAGGAAGGACCAUCACAGAGGGAACAGUACCUGCCUGGUGUCAUCGCACUUUUCAAUGUUAACAACAGCAGCAAUAAGGAGCAAGAGCCAAAAGAAAAAAAGAAAAAGAAAAAAGAAAAGAAGAGCAAGCCAGAUGAUAAAAAUGAAAAUAAAAAGGACCCAGAGAAGAAAAAGAAAAAAGAAAAAGACAAAGAGAAGAAAAAGAAAGACAAAAAUAAGAAAGAAGAGGAGAAGAAAGAAGUCAUGGUUAUUGAUCCCUCGGGAAACACAUACUACAAUUGGCUGUUUUGCAUCACCUUACCCGUCAUGUACAACUGGACUCUGAUUAUUGCAAGAGCAUGUUUUGAUGAGCUCCAGUCUGAUUACCUAGUGUAUUGGCUCGUUUUUGAUUACUUGUCAGAUGUAGUCUAUCUUCUCGAUAUGUUUGUACGAACCAGGACAGGUUACCUAGAGCAAGGACUGCUGGUGAAGGAAGAGCUUAAACUCAUAGAGAAAUAUAAAUCAAACUUACAAUUUAAACUUGAUGUUCUAUCAGUGGUACCAACUGAUCUGCUAUAUUUUAAGCUGGGGUGGAACUAUCCAGAAAUUAGAUUAAACAGACUCUUAAGAAUCUCUCGAAUGUUUGAGUUCUUCCAAAGAACAGAAACAAGAACUAACUACCCAAACAUCUUCAGGAUUUCUAACCUUGUUAUGUACAUCGUCAUCAUUAUCCACUGGAACGCGUGUGUGUACUACUCUAUUUCCAAAGCUAUUGGAUUUGGAAAUGAUACAUGGGUCUAUCCUGAUGUCAAUGAUCCUGAAUUUGGCCGUUUGGCUAGAAAGUAUGUAUAUAGCCUUUACUGGUCUACACUGACUUUGACCACCAUUGGUGAAACACCACCUCCUGUGAGGGAUUCUGAGUAUGUCUUCGUGGUGGUUGACUUCUUAAUUGGAGUAUUAAUUUUUGCUACCAUUGUUGGUAACAUAGGUUCUAUGAUUUCCAACAUGAAUGCAGCCAGAGCAGAAUUUCAAGCAAGAAUUGAUGCCAUCAAGCAGUAUAUGCAUUUUCGAAAUGUAAGCAAAGAUAUGGAAAAGAGAGUUAUUAAAUGGUUCGACUAUCUGUGGACCAACAAAAAAACAGUGGAUGAGAGAGAAGUUUUGAAGUAUCUACCGGAUAAACUCAGAGCAGAGAUUGCCAUCAGUGUCCACUUAGACACAUUAAAAAAGGUGCGCAUUUUUGCCGACUGUGAGGCUGGUCUGUUGGUGGAGUUGGUCUUGAAAUUACAACCCCAAGUCUACAGCCCUGGAGAUUACAUUUGCAAGAAAGGCGAUAUCGGACGAGAGAUGUACAUCAUCAAGGAAGGCAAGCUCGCUGUGGUGGCAGAUGAUGGAAUCACUCAGUUUGUGGUAUUGAGUGACGGCAGCUACUUUGGUGAGAUCAGCAUCCUUAACAUUAAAGGCAGCAAAGCUGGCAACCGAAGAACGGCCAAUAUUAAAAGCAUUGGCUACUCAGAUCUGUUCUGCCUCUCAAAAGAUGACCUCAUGGAAGCUCUAACUGAGUACCCAGAUGCUAAAGGUAUGCUAGAAGAGAAGGGGAAGCAAAUCUUGAUGAAAGAUGGUCUGCUGGAUGUAAAUAUCGCGAAUGCUGGACACGACCCCAAAGAUCUUGAAGAGAAGGUCACCCGAAUGGAAGGGUCAGUAGACCUUCUGCAAACAAGGUUUGCUCGGAUCCUGGCUGAGUAUGAGUCCAUGCAGCAGAAACUGAAGCAGAGACUAACCAAGGUGGAGAAAUUUCUGAAACCACUUAUUGAAACAGAGUUUUCAGCUAUUGAAGGAUCUGGAGUUGAAAGUGGGCCCACAGACUCCACACAGGACUGA
Molecule: messenger RNA, 2107 nt
Organism: Eptesicus fuscus (big brown bat)
Lineage: Eukaryota; Metazoa; Chordata; Mammalia; Chiroptera; Vespertilionidae
Gene: CNGA1
Product: cyclic nucleotide gated channel subunit alpha 1
Exons: 9
Coding region: 47-2107 (686 amino acids)
Biological process (GO): monoatomic cation transmembrane transport
Cellular component (GO): plasma membrane; intracellular cyclic nucleotide activated cation channel complex
Molecular function (GO): cGMP binding; intracellularly cGMP-activated cation channel activity; protein-containing complex binding
Source: RefSeq, a predicted model, not a curated record